This is a messenger RNA of Cynara cardunculus var. scolymus (artichoke), 998 nucleotides long. RefSeq names its product transcription factor IBH1-like 1. The transcript is spliced from 2 exons. Gene Ontology annotation, molecular function: protein dimerization activity. Gene Ontology annotation, biological process: regulation of DNA-templated transcription. The record is from RefSeq and is a predicted model, not a curated record. NCBI's taxonomy places the organism in Eukaryota, Viridiplantae, Streptophyta, Magnoliopsida, Asterales, Asteraceae. Bases 177 to 773 code for a protein of 198 amino acids.
UUCUCAUUCUCCUCAACUCUUUCUUCCAUUCAUUCAUCUUCUACUGCUACUCUUUUGUUGCAUCCCAACACCACCAUCACCACCACUUCAUCUCUUUCUUUCACUUCUACACCUCCCAUGGAUACAUAACCUUCAACCUACUCAUUUCAUCAAGAAUUGAAGGGAAUAUAUAUAAAAUGCAUACUUCUUCCAGUAAUCUUAAGAGAGAAUUUCUGAAGAAAUGGGUAAGGGGUCUUCAAAUAUGCUGUUCUUCAAAGAAGGAAAUGGAUCUCCAAGAGAGAAAGAAGAAGAUAAAGCUUUGUGCAGACAUUGCUUUAGCUUCUGCCAAAAAUGCCACAACUUCUUGGAGCAAUGCUCUAAUUUCCGAGGCUAAGAAAGAUGGCGAAAACGCAAUUCUUGUGGACAAUUUGGUAGGACCCGAAUCAUAUUUCGAGCCAACAAAAACUGCGCAUCGAACGACUGGUAAUUGCCACAGGAGGGUUAGAAGCAAGAAGAUCUUGAAAAAGAGUUGUAAUGUUGGCCAAAGAUUCAAGAAGAAAAUGGGUCCUCCUAGAUUCGAUUUAGCUACUUAUGUAGCGAAAAGAUUGGUGAAAAAAAGAACCCAAGUGCUCAAAAGACUUGUUCCUGGUGGAGAAGCCAUGGAUGAAUUCUCCCUCAUCAAAGAAGCUUUAGACUACAUCCUUUCUCUUAGGGUUCAAGUCGAUGUGAUGAGAAGUUUCGCGAAUGCAACCGAGCUUUUGAAUCAAAGUCAUGUUUCAUCCAUAGUUGAUUAAUCAAUAUAAAUAUAGCUUCAUUUGGAUAUAUAUAUGAUGAUCACAAAAACAGCUUUAGGAUCAUAUUACUAGAAUUAAUUCUUGAAAACAAGUCAUGUACAGAUCGAUCUUGCCACUUCUUGCUGUCAAAAACCGCGACCACGGAUGUUGCAACUUCAAAAAACAAGCUGUUUUUCAACUCGAAUCCGUAAUUUCUGGAUCAGAAUUUCAAGAAUUUAGUAUGAA